GAAACAGGGUGUUUACUGUCCACUGCUGUAGUAUCAAGACUUUUGUUCUCUGGCUAAGCUUCCUGACUAUGCAAUAGCAGCUGGGAGGGCCCAAUAGCAGCCACGCCCACUGGUAAAGAUAUAAAGGGUGAUGCUUGGCACUGGUCAUUGGAGCCACUCUGCCUUCACCAUGAAGUUCAGCAGGUUCUUCCCUUUCGCGGUGCUUCUUGCUCUGGCGAUCCUGGCAUCCUGGACUGUGGAAGGAGGCAAAAAUGAUGCUAUCAAAACUGGAGCCUGCCCUUCUAAGAAGCCCGCCAAGUGCCUUAGGAGAGAGAAACCAGAGUGUGAUUCUGACUGGCAAUGCCCUGGGGAGAAGAGGUGCUGCCAAUUUCGUUGUGGUUUCAAAUGCCUCAAUCCUCUUCCCAUCCGCAGACCAGUGAGGACAAAGCCUGGGAGGUGCCCAAAGAUUCAAGGACGAUGUCUGAUGCUGAAUCCUCCCAAUAAGUGUGAGAGGGAUGGCCAGUGCGAUGGCAACUUUAAGUGCUGCCAGGGCAUGUGUGGGAAAAUCUGCCUUCCCCCACAGUAAGGUACAGAGUGGGCUUGGGUGGAUAGGUCUUGUCUCUCUUCAGCCCUUUUCAGCUUUAGGCUCUGGAG
Messenger RNA from Alexandromys fortis (reed vole), 633 nucleotides. RefSeq names its product antileukoproteinase-like. The coding region runs from base 131 to 565 and encodes 144 amino acids. The transcript has 3 exons. Lineage: Eukaryota; Metazoa; Chordata; Mammalia; Rodentia; Cricetidae. Gene Ontology annotation, cellular component: extracellular region. Gene Ontology annotation, molecular function: serine-type endopeptidase inhibitor activity. The record is from RefSeq and is a predicted model, not a curated record.